AUGUCGUGGGGCAACAACUUUGGUUGUAGCUUCCUGGAGAUUCAGUGUGCAGGCAUUAUUAAUGCUGCAUAUUUCAGGAUGUUUUGUGAUGCUGCUGACAAAUUGAUGCACUGUGCAUCGGAUCGUCAGGCGCUCGGGAAAUGCAUUCGUAAUGUUGGGAACGGCGCAGCGAAACCAUCAGAGUGGUGUGCAGUUCCCCUUCCUUUGAUAGGCUAUGACGGCAACUAUGACGGUUGUUGCACAUGUACACUGAAGGGAUCGGAUGCCUUCCAUGGACCAUUGUCUGGCAAAAUAACUCGUGGUGCCUGGAUCUGGAAUCACUCGAGGCUUGUGCCAAGAAGGGUGGAUCAUGGUAAACCGGUGUCAACGCGGUGUGUGCGCCGGUGUUGUGUGGCUUCAAUGAAGUACUGGUGA
Molecule: messenger RNA, 414 nt
Organism: Trypanosoma rangeli
Lineage: Eukaryota; Euglenozoa; Kinetoplastea; Trypanosomatida; Trypanosomatidae
Product: putative surface protease GP63
Exons: 1
Coding region: 1-414 (137 amino acids)
Biological process (GO): cell adhesion; proteolysis
Cellular component (GO): membrane
Molecular function (GO): metalloendopeptidase activity
Source: RefSeq, a predicted model, not a curated record